AUGGCUCAACUACAGGCGGCCGGAGUGCUGCUCCCCCUGCUGGCGGUCGCUGUGGGCGCCGGGAACUUCGAGUCCUUCGGCGACUUUGGCGGCGAGCGCGGCAUGACGCUCAUCCCGGACCUGGACGCGCAGUUCGACUCGUCGGGCGCCUUCCGAGGGCGACAGCCGGCAGUUUCAGGUGUGGCUGACCUGGGUUCCUCAGUGUUCCCGCCCCCUGCGGCGCCCGCCCCUGUGCGACGACCAGUGGCCCAUGCGCCAGCUCCUAGACCGCUGCCUGUCGCCUACGCCGCUGCUCCGGUAGCCGUACACUACUAUCCUGUCCCUCAGGCUGUGGCGCCUCAGCAGGCGUCGCUGGCGGCGGUGGCUGCCCCCGCCGUCUUCCGCAGCGCCGCAGCCGCCCCCCGCCCCCAGGCCCGCCCCCGCGGCCCGGCCCCCAUCUUUGAAGCUCAGCCCGCAGCUGCCUACCGCGGACACGCCGUACCAGCGCCUGCCGCAGCACCAGGCGUCACAUCCUAUCAGGUACUGCUGCCACAUACGCCACCAGUCACCGAUAAUCUGCGACAUGUGGAUCCUGGCCGACUUAGCUGA
Messenger RNA from Schistocerca nitens (vagrant locust), 588 nucleotides. Its product is annotated as nematocyst expressed protein 3-like. Lineage: Eukaryota; Metazoa; Arthropoda; Insecta; Orthoptera; Acrididae. The transcript has 4 exons. The record is from RefSeq and is a predicted model, not a curated record. Bases 1 to 588 code for a protein of 195 amino acids.